AUGGAAAAAGAUGAAGACUGGUGUUUCAUCUCUGCUUCCAAUUCGUCUACGAAUUUUCCGUUCCUCAACCCAGUGGAUCCGUGGGCAUGGUGUAUAGAGGAGAGGGAAGGCUGCGCUUUGAAAUACACCACUGUUGCUGCUCCUAGGAAAUCGUUGAAAAAGCCAGGACUGGAGUUCCUCAAGAAACUCUGCGUGCCACCGUCGAUGAGUCUUCGAUCUAUUAGUACAGGAGACGGUUAUAUACAUAUGAUGACCAUGCGUUCAUUCUGUUGA
Messenger RNA from Haemonchus placei, 273 nucleotides. The record is from the annotation of a GenBank genome assembly. Lineage: Eukaryota; Metazoa; Nematoda; Chromadorea; Rhabditida; Trichostrongylidae.